Lotus japonicus is the source of this 1773-nucleotide messenger RNA. RefSeq names its product transcription factor MYB98-like. The coding region runs from base 70 to 1512 and encodes 480 amino acids. The transcript has 3 exons. Gene Ontology annotation, cellular component: nucleus. The record is from RefSeq and is a predicted model, not a curated record. Gene Ontology annotation, biological process: regulation of DNA-templated transcription. NCBI's taxonomy places the organism in Eukaryota, Viridiplantae, Streptophyta, Magnoliopsida, Fabales, Fabaceae. Gene Ontology annotation, molecular function: RNA polymerase II cis-regulatory region sequence-specific DNA binding; DNA-binding transcription factor activity, RNA polymerase II-specific.
ACAACACAAAUCUUAUACAAGAUGUAAACCUUAUGUUGUUUCUAGAUGUGAAACAUUCCUAGCCAUUUGAUGCUUCAUAUCAAUUGCCCUGUAAUCAAUGAAUUCUCACUCUCUCUCCCACUGAAGAAUAUAAAUGGAGAUAGUUUAAAACAAUGUGUUACUCCUCUUAUGGCUCUUGAGACAAAUCUCAGAGAAAACCAUUCCUUGCAGCUAAUGCAUUUGCAAGAAAACUAUUUGAAACCCGGCAUGAAAGAUGAGCUUCCUUUUGGGGUUCCUUCCUUGCAAGAUUUUCACCAUAUUGAUCAGUUUCAUCAUGAGAAUGGCUCCUCCAAUCCAAUUUUUGGGAUCCAGACUCCAAAUUUUGGUCCUUUUGAUUUUCAAGUUUAUGAGGGCAAGCCUUUUGCUGAGCAAAAUGGUUGUGGGCAUGCUCACCAUAUGGAGAAUAUCCCAUACCAAGGUUAUAGUAUGAACCUCCAUCAGGGGAAUCAACAGGAUAUGAAUAUGCUGGUUGCAAACCAAAGUUAUUACAUGCCCUUUAACACUCUAGAAACCAAGCCUUUGAAUUUUGUUGCACCAGAUGAAAUGUCCUGCAUAUCCCAAACAGAUUAUCACAGGAGAAUUGGCUUGAAUAAAAACAUGGAAUCUCAAACCACUAGAAGAACCUUUAAAUCUCAGAAGAAGUCCAACAUAGUGAAGGGGCAAUGGACUGUGGAUGAAGAUAGAUUGUUGAUGCAACUGGUUGAACAAUAUGGAGUGAGGAAGUGGUCUCACAUUGCUCAGAAGUUGCCUGGAAGAAUUGGGAAACAGUGCAGAGAACGAUGGCAUAACCAUUUAAGGCCUGACAUUAAGAAGGAUAUAUGGACUGAUGAAGAGGACAAGAUACUGAUCCAAGCUCAUGCAGAGAUAGGAAAUAAGUGGGCAGAAAUGGUGAAAAAAUUGCCAGGAAGAACGGAGAACUCAAUUAAAAACCAUUGGAAUGCAACAAAGAGAAGGCAAUAUUCCAAAAGAAAAUGCCGCUCAAAGUACCCAAGAGGCUCUCUUCUGCAGGAAUAUAUCAAGAGCUUGAACUUGGACCAAAACCCACCAAGAGAUUUUCGAAAAAGAUCUCAUGCUAAUGCUAAGACAAACAUUUCUAACACCAGCAAAUUAGCACCAACUCAGCCUCAGAUUGUAGGUCAGUUAACUUGUUCCACUGAACCCUUGGUGCCAAACUAUGACUUCAAUGAGGUCCAAGAUUUUUCCCUAGAUGAUAACUUGUUUGAAGAGAGUGGUAUUAUUGACUCUCUGCUAGAUGAUAUGCACAAUAUUCCAAGCAUGGAUGAGAAAUUUUUUGAUGGAAAAUUGCAAUGUGCUCCUACACAAUCUUGUAAGGGCAAGCAAGUUGUUAAUCUUGAUGAGUAUCACUUUGAGACAGAGAUGUCAGAGGAGAUGAUGACAUCCACUUCAGGGAUUGAAGUUAAGAAGGAGUUGGAUUUGGUGGAGAUGAUGUCUCUGGUUCAUGAAAGUAUUUAAUCAAGUCAUUGUUCGUUAGCCAUUUUUUACAAGGAGGAUACAUGGAUGCAUGGAACUUGAACUCGAAUCUCAUUGGUUACUACUAUUAUGCCUGAAAUAAAGAAUACUUGAAAUAUUAUAUUUUAUGAUAAAUAAAGGUAACAGAUAAAAGGGUCUUUGAUAUACUCACAUUCAUCUUUCUCUACCAUUUCAUUUUCAUCUGUUUUAUCUUUCUAUUUCUCUAUUCUUUUCCUAUCACAUCAUCUUUCAUAUAUAUCAUUU